Messenger RNA from Pseudozyma flocculosa PF-1, 567 nucleotides. RefSeq lists its product as uncharacterized. The coding region runs from base 1 to 567 and encodes 188 amino acids. The record is from RefSeq and is a predicted model, not a curated record. The transcript has a single exon. NCBI's taxonomy places the organism in Eukaryota, Fungi, Basidiomycota, Ustilaginomycetes, Ustilaginales, Ustilaginaceae.
AUGGCCAAGCUCUCGCCGCUCCUUUUCGCAUUCGCGCUGCUCUGCAGCCUCUCCUCGCUGCUCGUCGCGGGCCAGGUCGAGAACGACGACCCGCGCGGCAAGGUGCUGUUCGUCAGCGAGCCGUCGUGCGACUCGUGGCGGUGCCAGGUCAAGUGGCGGCAGGGCACCAAGCACCGGGUCAACUGGUUCAACCCGCCCCGGGGCAAGGUUUCGAUCAAGCUGGUGCCGCAGGAGGGUACGACGGGGCUCAAGGAGUACACGCUCACCCCCAGCGUGUCGGGCAAGCACCACGGCGACAAGUGCGACCGCGGCGAGCAGAAGGACGUGCCGUGCGGCAUGUUCUCCUGGACCGUUCCCCUCGACACUGUGCCGGGUCAGUACAUGAUUGAAGUCGCCUCGCUCAAGCACCCGGACCUCGUCGGAUACACCGACACCGUCGUCAUCACCAAGGCCAGGAAGAACAAGAGCAGGCGCUCCCAGGGCGCCGUCGGCCAGAGGCUGCACGAGAGGCGCAGCGAGGACCCCUGGGACGCCGCCGACAACCAGCCGCCCAUCGAUGGUGAAUAG